Molecule: messenger RNA, 2079 nt
Organism: Anoplopoma fimbria (sablefish)
Lineage: Eukaryota; Metazoa; Chordata; Actinopteri; Perciformes; Anoplopomatidae
Gene: sv2ba
Product: synaptic vesicle glycoprotein 2Ba
Biological process (GO): transmembrane transport; chemical synaptic transmission
Cellular component (GO): membrane
Molecular function (GO): transmembrane transporter activity
Source: RefSeq, a predicted model, not a curated record
AUGGAUGACCCCUAUCACAACAACGUGAGCCAGCAGGUGACAGAAGGUGGGGAGUACACCUACACCCAGGAUGGUGGAGGUCAAGAUGGCUACCCCUACCAGGCAGACUACCCUCCGCAGGAUGAGGACGCUCGUAGCGACGCCACGGAGGGCGCGGACGAUGACGAGCAGAUGUACGAGGGGGAGUACCAAGGCGUUCCCCACCCCGACGAGAUCAAGGAGGCGAGGCGGGCAGCUCGGAUGGAGGCCAGGAGGAAAGCCCGCCAGGCUGUCCAGCAGGAAGAUGAGGAGGAAAACCUGCCAGAGCAGUACGAGACCAUCAUGGAGGACUGCGGACACGGGCGCUUCCAGUGGAUGCUGUUCAUCGUGCUGGGCCUGGCACUGAUGGCCGACGGAGUGGACGGCUUCGUGGUGGGCUUCGUCCUGCCCAGUGCUGAGAAGGACAUGUGCAUGUCCAACUCCAACAAGGGAUUGCUGGGUCUGCUGGUGUACGUGGCCAUGAUGGUGGGGGCGCUGGUGUGGGGGGGCCUGUGCGACAAGAUGGGGAGGAGGAAGUGUCUGAUCUACGUCCUGACCAUCGACCUGGUCUUCUCCUUCCUGUCCUGCUUCGCUCAGAGCUACGGCUUCUUCCUCUUCUUCCGCUUCUGCUCCGGCUUUGGAAUCGGCGGCUCCAUCCCGAUAGUGUACACCUACUACGCCGAGUUCCUGCAGAUGGAUAAACGGGGGGAGCAUCUGAGCUGGCUCUGCAUGUUCUGGAUGCUGGGAGGCCUGUACGCCUCCUUCACUGCCUGGGGAAUCAUCCCUCACUAUGGCUGGGGCUUUGCUAUCGGCACAGAGUUCCAGAUCCAAAGUUGGAGGUUAUUCAUUCUGGUGUGCCUCUUCCCUGCGCUGGCUGCACUCGUCGGAGUCGUCUUCAUGCCGGAGCCCCGUUUCCUCCUGGAGAGUGCCCGACAUGAUGAGGCGUGGAUGAUCCUGCGACGAGUUCACGACACCAACUGGAAGGCCAAGGGGGAGCCAGAGAAAGUGUUCACUGCGACCAACAUUAAGACACCACAAACCCAGGAGGACGAGUUCAUAGAGAUCCAGAGUGACACCGGGACGGCCUUCCAGCGCUGGACCGUCAGACACAUGACCAUGCUGCAACAGGUGAUGGCUAACAUCAUGUCCCUAUCAGCCCCAGAGCUCAGACUGCAAGGCCUCUUCCUGGUUAUUGUCUGGUUCUGCUUGGCUUUCAGCUACCACGGGCUGGGAGUGUGGUUUCCGGACAUGAUCAAAUACAUGCAGUAUGAAGAGUACGAGUCCAAGGUCAAAGUGUUUCACCGAGAACGGGUCGAACGUUUCCACUUCAACUUCUCUCUGGUAAACCAGAUCCACCGCGAGGGAGAGUACAUCCAUGACAAGUUUGCGAACAUUGAGAUAAGGUCUGUCAAGUUCGAGGAUUCUCUGUUUGAAAACUGCUACUUUGAGGAUGUCAAGUCAACCAACACCUUCUUUGAGAAUUGCACCAUCAAAAACACCAUCUUCUAUAACACAGACCUCUGGCACGAGAAGUUCAAAGACUGUCGAAUGGAGAACACCACCUUCCUCCAUCCGAAAAAGGGCUGCCAUCUGAACUUCCAGGAGGAGAACGACAUCGUCAUCUACAUGGUCACCUUCCUGGGCAGUUUGGCUGUGUUGCCUGGCAACAUCAUCUCAGCACUGUUCAUGGACAAAAUAGGAAGAAUAAGGAUAAUAGGUGGUUCUAUGUUGGCGUCGUCUGCCUGCACUUUCCUGUUGCUGCUAAGUUUCAGUCAAGGAGCUGUAAUAUGUUGGCAAUGUCUCUUCUAUGGCACCAGCGUGGCGGCCUGGAACGGAUUAGAGGUCAUAUCUGUGGAACUCUACCCCUCCUCUAAAAGAGGGACAGCGUUCGGUAUCCUGAAUGGGAUCUGUAAGUUUGCCACCAUCCUUGCCAGCUUCAUCUUUGCAGCCUUCAUCGGCAUCACUAAGAUCAUCCCCAUCUUCCUGGCCUUCAUCGCCCUUGUCUGCGGAGGUCUGGUGGCUCUCAAGCUGCCUGAAACCCGGGAGAAAAUCCUCUCCUGA